Aspergillus steynii IBT 23096 is the source of this 2517-nucleotide messenger RNA. Its product is annotated as alpha-L-rhamnosidase A. The transcript has 3 exons. The record is from RefSeq and is a predicted model, not a curated record. Bases 1 to 2478 code for a protein of 825 amino acids. NCBI's taxonomy places the organism in Eukaryota, Fungi, Ascomycota, Eurotiomycetes, Eurotiales, Aspergillaceae. Gene Ontology annotation, biological process: carbohydrate metabolic process.
AUGGCACUCUCCAUAUCCCGGUUAUCAUUCGAGCACCAUCGCGAAGCUAUAGGUAUUGCCGAAGCGUCACCACGCAUCUCAUGGCGGUUUCACGGCACUGAGAUCAACUGGACGCAGGGCAGCUAUGAGCUGGAAGUCAGUCGCGGAUCUGCACCACCACAAGUAUAUGCAGUCAACUCGAGCGAGUCUGUCCUCGUGCCGUGGCCCGACAAGCCACUGCACUCGGCAGAGCAGGCCAGAGUGCGGGUUCGAUCUCACGGACAGCAAGGCCAGUCUUCAACUGCCUGGUCCUCUGUUGUCGAGGUCGAAACUGGUCUUCUCGAGGAGUCAGACUGGGGGGCUGCGGUUCCCAUCGCGGCCGAACGCGAGACAGAGGUCGAUGGGCCGAAACGACCUAUCUAUUUCCGGCGUUCCUUUACUAUAGAUCAGGAUGUUGUCGCGGCGGGGCUUUACAUCACCGCGCUGGGUCUGUACGAGGCGGAGAUUAAUGGGGUGUGUGUGGGUGACCAAGUGCUCGCACCAAGCUGGCAAUCAUACAACUUCCGCCAUGCUUAUGAUACGCAUGAUGUGACAGAUCUGGUGAAGCGGGGUGCGAAUGGGAUCGGUGUGGUGGUGGGCGAGGGCUGGUUCUCUGGAAUCUUGACUGCAGCGGGCAACUAUCGCAACAACUACGGUGACAAGCUGGGCCAUCAGGCUCUGCUGGUGGUUACGCUGCUGAAUGGCAGCAAGGUCGAGAUUCCCACGGAUACAGAAUGGCAGGCGAAUACAGGCCCUCUGGCUCGCAUGAAGGGUUGGUCUACGGGGAGAUUCAACUCUAGCAAUUGGUUGCCAGUCAAGGAACUGGGCCCAUUGCAAGGCACCUUGAUCCCCCUUGACGGACCACCAGUUAAACGCACCGGGGAAAUUCAACCCCAGCCCAUUUUCCAAUCGCCCUCAAACAAAACACUGAUCGACUUUGGGCAGAACUUGGUCGGCUGGGUCCGCUUGACAGUGGCCGGUCCGGCCGAUACAAAUAUCACCCUGCGACAUGUUGAGGUUCUGGAUAACGGCGAGCUGGCCUUGCAUCCGCUUCGUCGGGCGUCUACAACCGACUGGCUCGUUCUCCAUGGCAAUGGGACGCAAACCUGGGAGCCACGGUUCACUUACCAUGGAUUCCGCUACCUGCAGGUGGACGGGUGGCCGGCGUCGACUCCGUUGAACGGAGAUUCAAUCCAAGCCAUAGUGGUGCACACUGACAUGGAGAGAACAGGAUGGUUCCGGUGCUCGAACGAGCUGCUCAACAAACUGCACGACAAUGUCGUAUGGUCGAUGAGGGGAAACUUCGUCUCUUUUCCAACGGACUGUCCCCAGCGAGACGAACGACUAGGUUGGACGGGGGAUGCCCACGCAUUCGGGCCCACCGCCAACUACCUGUACGAUGCUGCUGGGUUCUGGCGCGGCUGGCACCGGGAUAUCUGGUCGGAGAUGCAGCGCGAGAAUACGAUGUUCGUGCCGUUCUUCGUCCCUGUUAUCCCGCCUGAGAUCGACACAACCAAGUGGAACCCGUCCAAGCCCUCGGCAAUCUGGGGUGAUGUGGCUGUAGCUGGCCCUUUCAAUCACUAUCAGGCCUUUGGAGAUAAGGGAAUGCUGCGUGAGCAAUAUCAGCAGGCUCGUGCAUGGAUCGACUCGGGUAUCCCGCGGGAUGUGUCGAGUCUCUGGCGACGAAACAACGCCUAUCUAGUUCAAAUGACCGAAUACAUCGCUAGCAUGUCGCUUGCCCUGGGCAACCAAGAAGCCGCCGAGACAUACACCAAGCAGCAUCAAAGCCUCGUCGAGGCCUUCCAAACAGCAUGGAUCUCCAACGGCACGAUGGCCAACCAGACGCAAACCGCAUACGCCCUAGGCCUGCAAUUCAACCUAUUCACCAAAAUGCAGCAACCCUCAGCAGUAUCCACCUUACGCAACCUCAUCGCAGACAACGAAUACCUCGUGGGCACCGGAUUCGGCGGCACACCCGCGCUGGGCUUCGCGUUGGCCGCCAACAACGCCACGGAAGAUUUCUACCGCAUGCUCUUGCAAACGCAGGUCCCCUCUUGGCUCUACCAGGUAGUCCAAAACGGCACCACGACCUGGGAGCGCUGGGACAGUUUACUCCCCGACGGCAGAGUGAACCCCGGCGAAAUGACCAGCUUCAAUCACUACGCGUUCGGGGCUGUGGCGGACUGGAUGCACCAGGUCAUCGGUGGUCUAGCACCCGCAGAGCCCGGCUGGAAGCGCAUUGCCAUUGCUCCGGUCCCUGGCGGGAACAUCACCAGUGCCGAGGCUCGGUAUCUCAGUCCCUAUGGGGAUGUUCGCGCGCGGUGGUGGAUCGACACCCGAGGACGGCUCAGGUUGAGUGUGCAUGUGCCGCCGAAUAGCCGCGCGACGGUGACUUUGCCGUUUAGCAAGACGGUGAGGGAAGUGGGAUCUGGGCAGCAUGAGUUUCAGGAUACCAAGUAGGGGCAUUUAUGUAGGAGGGGAGCAAUCUGCGUUUCGUGC